AGAUGGCAGCCGUCAACUUUGGGCAUCGGCACCCUAGGUCCCUGCUCACCCCAUUUCUCUGUGGUGGUGCCUUCCUGCUGCCUUCCCCCCCUCGGAUCCUACUGAUCUGCCUUUGGCUACUUCGGACUAUUUCUGAAUUGACUUAGCUGGUUCUGGGUGUUUCGGGAAACCAGCGCUGCUUGGGCUUGGAUCGCAUCAGCACCCGGUAACGGAGAAGAGAGCAGAUGAGGUUUUGGCUGUGAGACCCCCAGGCGUAUUGGAGAGUGGUGCCAGGCUUCUGAUGCUUUCUUUACCUGUCGAAAGAAUGUGCUUCUGGCGAAGAGCACGUCCACCCAGAUAGAAGGCAUCUUUGCUGCAACCAGAGGAAAGUCGGUCCAGGAAGAGCAAGAAGCUCUACUCCAGCAGUGGCUGGAGGAAGGAGCAGGGAAUCUGCCAGCCAGUGAGAGUGCUCCAGCAGUGGGGAAAGUAUCAGCUACACUCACUAGCGACUGGUUAGAAGGUUCAGAGCUAUUGAUGAGUAGCCUUAGCGACCUGAAUUCGGCUCCAGAAGUCACGUGGUGUGCCGGUCAGCAGCUUACAGAGCUAUGUGCCUUGGCUUCUUCAGAACCACAAGAUCAUGCAGUGACUAAACUGGAAAAAUUACCAGAGGAGGAGACAGUGGCUGUAGUAGGCAGCGCUCCUUGGGCAGCUGUGGUGCCACAGACAGAUCACCAGAUAGCUGGCUGUGCCCCUGUUGGUGUAGGAGGACACCAUGAAGACCCAGCCGUGCUGGCAUGGAGCUUAGCAGGUGGUGCAGAGAUGGUGCCAGUGGAGCCCCCUGCCUGGCCUGUUCAGGAUGCAGUACAAUUUUGUCCUCUCCUGGAGGAGGUACCCUACCACGAAAUUUUAUGGAGAGACUGGGAGGAUCUUUCUGUCCAGCCUUGUGAGCUAGAGCAGGCUUCAAAAAAUACUCCUCUCUUUGAAUUUCGAGUCAUGUCUUACAACAUCCUGGCCCAGGACCUGGUGGAACAGGGCCAUGAUCUUUACCUACACUGUCAUCCAGACAUCCUGAACUGGGACUACCGCCUUCCAAACCUCUUACAGGAGAUUCAGCACUGGGAUCCUGAUGUUCUGUGUCUCCAGGAGGUGCAAGAGAACCAUUACUGGGAGCAGCUGGAACCAACAUUCAAGAAAAUGGGCUUUGCAUGCUUCUAUAAACGGAGGACUGGGAGAAAGACCGACGGCUGUGCAGUGUGCUUUAAGGACAGCAGGUUCCAGCUGAUCAGCGUCAGCCCCAUAGAGUAUUUCCGCCCUGGCCUGGACGUCCUCAAUCGGGAUAACGUGGCCUUGGUGUUGCUGCUACAGCCUCUGCUCCCAGAGGGUCUGGAUCUGAAGGCAGUCAGUCCUCUGUGCGUGGCCAACACUCACGUGUUGUUCAAUCCCCGGCGGGGAGAUAUCAAGCUUGCCCAGAUGGCCUUGCUCCUAGCAGAGAUUGACAAGAUUGCAAAAACUCCUGAAGGCAGCUACUAUCCUGUCAUCUUGUGUGGAGACCUGAACUCUGUACCUGAUUCUCCACUUUACAAAUUCAUCCGGAAUGGUCAGCUUUCCUAUCACGGGAUGCCAGCCUGGAAGGUGUCCGGUCAGGAAGACUUUUCCCAGCAGUUGCAUUCACGGAAACUGGUGGCCCCACUGUGGCCAUGUUCACUGGGUGUAACAGACAACUGCCAAUAUGUUACUCGGUGCCAGCCAAAGAAACUGGGCAGACAUAAGUACAGCCGGGACUUCCUGCUCCAGUUCCAUUUUUGCGAUGUUGCCUGUGAACGACCACCACAACUAGUCCUCUUGGAAGGUGUGACAGAUGCUAAACCAGACCGCCCUGCAUACUGGCCCAAGCACGCAGCCGUAGUGAAUGACCCAGAUCUCCAGCCACUCAUCCCAAGGUCUUCAGGUGUUAUCCAGCAUGGCCUCAACCUGACCUCUGUCUACAGCCACUUCCUGCCAGAGAGGGGACGCCCAGAGGUCACAACCAUGCCCAUGGGACUUGGUGCUACCGUUGAUUAUAUCUUCUACUCAGCAGAGCCUGUGGAAGAUGGGAGCAGAGGGGGUCGCAGGCUGUACCGGGAUGGAGUCCUGAAGCUACUUGGCCGCCUUUCCCUUCUCUCUGAAGAUGUCUUGUUGAUGGCAAAUGGCUUACCAAAUCCUUUUUGUUCAUCUGAUCAUCUCUGCCUGCUGGCUAGCUUUGGCUUGGAGGUCUCCAGCCUCAGAGAGGGUUAGUGAUGGUCCCCUUUCCUUAAAGAAAAGCUGUUUUGAAUGCAGCGGUUUGAGACUCUGGAUGCACAACCUGCUUGCAAGAAAACUCUUAUUUUUGUCAUGCCCUAAGAGUCCUUUUCUCCCGUUAACACCCUCAUAAAAACCAGGGAUGAAAGAGUUGGAGCCCUUCCUGUGUUGGUAUUUUGUGGGUCUCUGCAAGCCUGAACUGUGCUUCCAGUGGGUUUCUGGUAAUGUUGAGACACUGUCAUCUCUUAAAGGGAUCCUUGUUCCACAGCUUUGUUUAGCAGAUGUGUUAGUGCCGCAGGAACCAACCUCACUCCCAUGUUUAUUUGUCCUGUGAUAAGAUCUUCAGGGACUGGGGCAAUAGGCAAUGCUGUCUACUUCUGUUCAGUUCAUUGCUACCAAGCAGCAGGGCAUGUAUACACCAAUAUUCUUUCACACCAAAACAAUGUUUCUUUUAAAUCCUGGGUGAUAGGUUAUGAAGCGUGGUCCUUUGGGAACUAGUGGUAUUGCCUUUGGGAGCAGCGGUUCUGCUAACUGCUUAGAAAUUGCUUUUACUUAAUAAUUAUAAGGCUGCAUUGCUGGCAGAAAAAAAUGUAUAGUUGAGCCCUUUCAUCAAGAAGCUCCCUACUGUGUCUAGUGGUCCAGGGAAGGGGAUUGCUUGGAAUGGAGCCAGGGGUUCUACAGAGCCACCCACAGGAGCUCUAGAUCCACAGCAAAAGCCUAGAGGCCUUGGGAAAGACUCCCUUCCUUUCUGGCAGUCUUGGAAUGGUUCCUAGGAAACUUGUAGGGCGAAGAUCAUCCCAGUGAACGUCAGAUGAAGAAAACUGUCUUGUAAGGCGUAACGACCCCAGGAGUCUGUAGCUCCGAAGAGAGAUGAAAAUGGAACGUGUAUCAGAGGAAGCAGAGCCAUCAAAUGAAAGAGCUGAAGAGAUUCUCACUUGCCCUUCUCUUUCUGUGUCCUCCCUGUUUUGUUUGGCCUCUCGGGACAAAUAGCCAACCUGCGGCAUCCCGCUGGGCCAGGCUCCCAGCUUUCUGAGCUAGCCGUGCUUAGGUGGAACCCAUAGGACUGACUCCUGUCUCUUGACAGACGUUGGGAGGGAGGGGAAGGCUCUGUCCUUGGAGGCAGAUUUAGUCACUCGGAUCCCAGUGUACCUUUGAUGCCCGGUUAGUGUAGUUUUCUCAGCAGUGACCUGGACAGCACAAAUACAACAGAACUGUACGUGUUCCUAGGGCAGAUUCCCUAGUUCAGCAUGACUUCUGGUGCUCGAUUUUGCUGUAAGAGAUGGGAGCAAUAUUGACAGAAACAUUUCUAACAUUUUGUUCACAAAUGGGGCCGGGAAAUCUUGUCCUGCCUCAGUCAGGUUUUUGUGAGAGCGUACAAAAAGACUUGAAAUAUCAUUUCCUCUUUUUGUGUCACAUUGGGGGAGUUUCGUAUUUUAAAUGUUACUUUCUUUAUUGAAGAAUAAAAUGUUUCUAAUUUAAGAAAAAAAA
Messenger RNA from Cygnus olor (mute swan), 3744 nucleotides. It is a transcript of the gene ANGEL1, whose product is annotated as angel homolog 1. Gene Ontology annotation, molecular function: 3'-5'-RNA exonuclease activity. Bases 514 to 2253 code for a protein of 579 amino acids. Lineage: Eukaryota; Metazoa; Chordata; Aves; Anseriformes; Anatidae. The transcript has 11 exons. The record is from RefSeq and is a predicted model, not a curated record.